Molecule: messenger RNA, 675 nt
Organism: Coniosporium apollinis CBS 100218
Lineage: Eukaryota; Fungi; Ascomycota; Dothideomycetes
Exons: 2
Coding region: 1-675 (224 amino acids)
Source: RefSeq, a predicted model, not a curated record
AUGGCGAACCCACCAGUCAACUACGGCGUAGUCCUCUACCCCGGCUUCCACGCCCUCGACGUCUUCGGCCCGCUCGACAUCCUAAAUCUGCUCGCGCUACAGCGUCCUCUGAAUCUGUAUCUGCUCUCGUCUUCGCUCGAGCCCGUUAGCACCAAGCCACCUGCCACGAUGAAGCCGUCCAGCACCGGUCCCAAUUCCGACUUCGGCGAGGCCAUCGUGCCAAGCCACACCUUCUCUGCCCCGCCGCCCGAGCUGGACGUCCUGCUUGUGCCCGGCGGGCUGGGGACCAGGGAUGAGGCCAACACCGCGCCGGCGAUGGACUUCAUCAAGGAGGUGUUUCCGAGGCUGAAGUACCUCAUCACUGUGUGCACUGGGUCCGCUUUGGUAGCCAGGACGGGCCUCUUGGAUGGGAAGCGCGCUACUACCAACAAACGGGCAUGGGGCUGGGCAACAUCGCAAGGCCCGGCGGUCAACUGGGUCCCGAAAGCGCGCUGGGUCGUUGAUGGGAAUGUGUGGACUAGCUCGGGCAUCUCCGCUGGCAUUGAUGCUGCCUAUGCGUUCGUUGCGGAUAUGUAUGGCGAGGAUGUUGCGAGGGGGAUUGCGGACGCGAGUGAGUAUACAAGAUGUAUGGAUCCGGAGGCUGAUCCGUUUGCGGAGCGGUGGGGGGUUGUGUAG